Molecule: messenger RNA, 3686 nt
Organism: Plectropomus leopardus (leopard coralgrouper)
Lineage: Eukaryota; Metazoa; Chordata; Actinopteri; Perciformes; Serranidae
Gene: creb3l3a
Product: cAMP responsive element binding protein 3-like 3a
Biological process (GO): regulation of transcription by RNA polymerase II
Cellular component (GO): nucleus
Molecular function (GO): RNA polymerase II cis-regulatory region sequence-specific DNA binding; DNA-binding transcription factor activity, RNA polymerase II-specific
Source: RefSeq, a predicted model, not a curated record
GGCUCUUUAGGAACAGAGACAAAGCAACUCCACCACAAAAAAAUUGGGUAUUUCGUUGAUCUUUGUUGUCUUGGGGGCUUCUCUGGUUUUCCACCCAAGCUAGGAACUAUGGAGCAGUACCCAGAUCAGGGUUGUGAUGACAUUGAGCUGCUCGAUUGGCUAUUUGAUCAAAACUAUGGGAUUCUCCGUCAUGAGGAAACGGGACGCCAUGGCAACCAUCACACCUGGCCAGUCCAGGACCCAAAUAUGCUGCAGCCGGCCGAACAGGCAGACAAUGACUUCCUCAAUGCCCUCCUGAGUGGAAAUGAUUCUGUGUCCGGCUCGCCUGUCUGGUCCCCUUCUCCCAGUGACAGUGGGAUCAGCGAGGACCCUCCCUCAGACCAGAUGGACAGCCCCCAGCGCCCCGAGAGUCCCCCGGAGGACACUCAGUACUUUGGGAUGAUGCCACAAACCAAGGCAGCCCUUGAAGCCAAUGUCAACCUCAAUGGCUGGCAGCCCGGAUUCCCAACAGGCAGGACGAGGAUUACACACUUUCAUUCUGAUGUACACAGACCGCAGACGUCCUCUGGCUUCCCGCUUACUGUCAAAGAUCUGCUACUAUCUGGCACACCAGAGCCCGCCCCACACCCAGCCCAACAGUCCAUUCAAGAGUUGAUUCUCAAUGAAGAUGAGAAGAAGCUUUUAGCAAAGGAGGGGGUAACUCUGCCAAGCCAACUACCUCUUACAAAGUACGAAGAAAGGAUUUUGAAGAAAAUACGCAGGAAGAUUCGCAAUAAGCAGUCUGCUCAGGAGAGCAGGAAGAAGAAGAAGGAGUAUAUUGACGGGCUGGAGAGCAGGAUGGCCGCCUGCAAUGCACACAACCAGGAGCUGCAGAGGAAAGUGUCCCAAUUGGAGAAAUGCAACGUGUCACUAAUGGAACAGUUGCGUAGGCUGCAGGCUAUGGUUAUGAAUACAUCCAACAAGCCAGCACAGACUGGGACAUGUGUACUGGUGCUUCUGCUGUCCUUCUCAUUAAUCCUGUUCCCCAACCUCAAGUCCUUCUCUGACACCAAGGUCAGCCAAGGUGACUUCAGUCCAGUCAGAAUCCAGUCACGGUCCCUGCAAAACCUACAGGCUUCCCGUGUGCUGCAUGUCAUUGAAUCCCCAUUCUCUGCCGAGGAUGAAUCAAAGGGAUUGCAAGAUAUUACUGUUAUGAUGGGAAAGCUGGGAGUGAACCGAGACCAGUCCAGUUUGGAGACAACAUCUCUGAACAGCAGUCAGGAAGAGAGAACGGGUCAUUUCCAUGUAGACCCAAUUACUGGUCACAUAGCUACUUUGACCUUGGAUCCCCAGCGUUCUGCCAGGCUGCGACCACAUGCUGAUGACAUGUAAAAGAAAUGAAUAAAUUAUCCCUUCAUGUAUUCCUCAAAUCUUCCUACUCCUGAAAAUAGAGCAGGGAAUUUAUCUGGCACUGCUGUUUACACAGACAGGGGAAUUAGGUUGUAAUCAUUCCUUGUUUAGCCUUUCUUAUAUAUUGUCAGUCUUUAUGCCUUUUCCUUAUUUGUGAUACUGUUUUAUAUCAGUCUAUGGAUUUGAAUCUUAUACCAAAAUUGCCUGUCAAGAUGAAUUGUGUUAUCCUUUGAUGAAAUGCCAUUGUAAAUUAGUGUGUCUGACACUGUCAAAAACUAGGCAAAUAGAGCUGUGAUGAACUGUACAGUUUUGAUUUCGAUGGACAAUUUGCAAAAUAUUGAAAGGAUUUUAAAAGUGUAUCUUCAUUGAAGAAUUGAUUAGAACUAUUUCGAUUAAUUCUGGGAUAAAACUGCCUCAAAUUAAAAAAAAAAAAAAAAUUAAAAGAAAAAAACCCUAACCUGGUCACAACCAGAUCGGGGGUUCAAAAUACUGGGUUCAUUUUCUCUGUCAAUUUUUUUUAUUCAUUAAAAAGCAAAGCACACGGUGCAAUAUCUCCCUUGAGGAUGAUAUGAUCCAGUGUCUAGACAAGCCAUCUCUCAAAGGGCGAGAACAGUAGCCAGGAUUUCAUGUCAAUGAAGAGGGAGACAGAAAACUGGGCCAAAGGUGGGACAGAUGACCUUUUAUCGCAUGACUCCAACUUGUUGCCCAAUAAUUGACAUGUUGAUGUAUUUACUUGUUGAAGACAGGCUGAAGUCGCUGCCCUCAUCCUGCCUGAGCUGUCAGUGCAGACCGCACAGUGAUGAGAUGAAAGUGUUCUUAUCCUCGCUGCCACUUGGGCCAGAAUUUAAUCUAAAGGUCUGACAUGUUCAGGUUGACAUUUUCUGUGGUUAGCUCGUGUUCACUUCAAGGGAGGACUGGACAUUCAGUUCUGUGAUGAAAUAAGCCACUGGAAGACUGGCUGGUCACUUUUUGACUGAACAGAACAAAACCACGAAUAAACCACCAUUAAAAGAAAUUCACACAGAAACUGAAAGACUUUAUAAAUAUUGGAGACUAAACAUUUCAAAAUUCUGCAGUUUCAUUUUUUAAAUAAUGAAAAGGUUUAUAAAGAAGCAUGUCACUGUAGAAAGAUGGUCUUUUCAUAAAACUCGGCUGUCUAUGUAGUAGAAAGACGCCAAUACAUUUAAGAUUGGUGCUGCAUUGACCAGAGAACACAGAGAAAAAUGGGUUGUGGCGACUGCUAGUUAAAGAGGUAGAAAACCUACAACUACCAGAAUGCACUGCACUGGACUACUAAACACCCCCACUGGUAGAAGAGGUGAUGCGGGGUUGGCAAAUUUUUCCCAUGGAUGUAAAAAGAAAAUUUCAUUGAGCAUUGGUAGCUUUUCUAUGAAAUUUGCUCAGUGGAGCACGAAGCCAAAAAAGUUCAGCUGCUGUUUGUGAAACUAUCUGCAUGAUCAGGGGAACCAUGUUUACUGUAAUGCUGGAUAAAACGAUUCAGUUGUGCAGCUCUUGAAAACUUUUUUUUUUCCUUUUUUUUUGUUUAAUUGAUUGAUGAUUGUCUGUAUGUCUAUUGUGGUUGUAUUUUGGUGCUUUGGCAACUUUGUUCUUGCAGCUUACUGAAGCACUUUGAAUUUAACUGAAUUGAAAACUGAGACAGAGAGCGAGCGACAGAAGGGGGUUCGCCCCCUUCACUUUACUCUUUGUGUGUAUUUUGGCCAUUAAAAAAUGACGAAGUACAAUCUAAUUUGUGCCAGGUAGAGUGCACAGGGUUUUGAAUUUUUGUAGUGGCCAAACAGUGGAAUUACAACUUCCAAGUAUGUCACGUGAUGCAAUGGGUCCUGUACUUACAUUAUAAAUGAGUCGUCUCUAAAUCAGUGGAUACAUUUAUUCUGUUUUUGAGAUUCACAAUACCCUCCAAAAUGAAUCAUUUCCCUCUCAGAAUUUGAUUCAUUCGGUCAAUAAAGUUUUUGAAAGACAAGAGCUACAUGAUACACAAUAAAAUAAUUUUAUCCCUAUUAUAAAUACUUAACUUAAUGCUAAAUCAGAAGUAUCCUCUUCCAACUUCUCUCUCAAGCUCCUUUUUUGUUGUGUGUACAUUUGAGUGCAACUGUAGGAAUGUUUAUGAGCUAGUUUGUCUCGUGCAAAGGCCUACCUUAGCCUUAAACAGAGUUUUAGAUGCAACACUUUGUGGUUUAAUAGGAAAUAAAAUCAAACUUCUGCUUGUAACAUGAAUUAUUCUGGACAUUGAAUCCUUGUAUUUCUUUAAUGUGCGAUUAGUGUUAGACCUAGCACAA